Messenger RNA from Mesorhabditis spiculigera, 1290 nucleotides. The record is from the annotation of a GenBank genome assembly. Lineage: Eukaryota; Metazoa; Nematoda; Chromadorea; Rhabditida; Rhabditidae.
AUGCGAUUGACAGAUGUGUUGUUAACAAGUCUCUUCACCACAUUAUCACUUUCCAUAGUCAUCAAUAAAGAUUACGAUCUUGUCGAUGAGGUCAUUGAUGAUGAGCCCAAUUGUACCCGAGACACAGCCAUCAUCGACAAGCUGUUGAACGAUACGGGCUACAACAAAUUCCGGAUACCCACUGAUGAAGGCGUGCGGGUAAUUGUCGAAUUCUGGAUUCAAGCCAUCGAAUCGAUUAACGAGAUUACCAAUGACUUCGAGAUGGACAUUUACAUUAAUGAGAUGUGGAUGGACCCCGCGUUGAAAUUCGAACACCUCAACCCGUGCAAGCAGAAUUUGUCGCUCAGCUAUCAGGUUUUCGAUCGUCUUUGGACACCGAAUAGCUGCUUCAUCAACUCGAAAGUGGCCGAAAUUCACGACUCGCCCUUCAAAAAUGUGUUCUUGAUGCUCUAUCCGAAUGGGACGGUUUGGGUAAACUACAGGACCCGCGUGAAAGGGCCUUGCUCCCUUGAUCUGACGCUUUUUCCGUUGGAUCAGCAGAAUUGUAGUUUGAUAUAUGAAAGCUUCAACUACAACAACCAGGAGGUGCAAAUGAGGUGGAGCACGGAUGCGGGUGGAGCUGUGCGGAAGCUUGUCGACAUCGUGCUCCCUGAUUUUGACCUUGUCAAUAUUCUAACCGAGCAUGUUGCAGAGCCCUACCCUGCCGGUAUGUGGGACGAGCUGCACGUCGUGCUCACGUUUGAACGGCGCUACAUCUGGUAUUUCAUGCAAGCGUACCUUCCAACAUACCUUACGAUUUUUAUCAGCUGGAUCAGCUUCGCUUUGGGACCAAGAGCUAUCCCGGCAAGGACAAUGUUGGGAGUCAACGCUCUCCUGGCUAUGAUUUUCCAAUUUGGCAACAUCAUGCGAAAUCUCCCCUCGUACGUAUGGAUGCUCGCCUCGAUGACGUUCAUCUUCGCCUCUUUGGUGGAGCUGGCUAUCGUUGGGUUUAUGGUAAAGGACGAGAUGCCGGGGGCAAAGAAGAAACGGAAAAGUCUAUGCGUGCCAAAGCUGGACCACUUCGAGACGAACAACAACGGUAACUUGAUACGCGUCGACAAGCGCUUCAUGUUGCCGCUUGAUCGAACAUCCGGCUUCACGUGGCGCUUCUACCUUCCUGAUCUCGGAAGCUGGCCACCAGAGAAAAUUGACAAGAUCUCGAGUGUGCUCUUCCCGACAGCGUUCGCCAUUUUUAAUAUCGUCUACUGGACCUACUACUCCUACAAAAAAGUUCAACAAGCUUUAGUGCAU